UCUCAAGGAACAAGUCGCAUACUAAAUUCUUCUAAAGUCUUUAUACUUUGUUCUCAUUCUUUGAGUAAAUCUGGAACAUAUCAGUAUCAUCCAUCAAUAAGUCUCCCUAAGUCUAAAUUUAUCCAGAAUUGUAUAUUUCCAAGAAAUGAAUCCAAUCGGAAUAUUUUACCCGAAACGACACCCCAACAACACAAAUUUUUACCACACGGAAGAAAUUGGGGUCCACAAAGUGUGCAAACUUGGAGAUCAAAUCGUUAUUAAAAUGGACGUCGAAUUAUUCCAUCCGGACGAAAUAAAUGUGCGAACUUUAAACAACUCCGUCAUAAUUGAAGGCAAUCACGGAAUCGGGGAACACGACCAUUUAUUCCACCAAGUUACCCGCUCCUUCCAAAGGACGUUUCCACUCCCUCCGAACGCAGUUUUGGACCGCUUAACGUGCAACGUCGGACCGGACGGCUGGCUCACCGUGGUCGUACCACUUAUCCCAGGAGAUGAGGGUGAAUUGAAGGGGAGGUUGCACAAAGUGACGCAUCCGUUCGUCGAUGUGACCCCACACUUGCCAAGUUGGCAUGAAACCUUCCAGCUGAAGAUGGAAUGUCCUGGAGUGAAAAUUAGCAAGGAGCAGGUCGCGAUAUCCCUCGAAAUCCCUAAAUUCCUGCCGGACGAGGUACAAGUAAAGACCGUGGGUGACGAGUUGAUCAUCUCGGGAAGUCGGCACGAUGAUGACGAAAAUGUCGUCCAAGGUUUCGGAGGAACCGGGAGCUGUGGCAAGAUUGGAGUCAAGGCCAACUUCACGAGGAAAUAUCCGCUCCCACUGAAUUCUAAGAAGGACGCGAUUUACUGUCAAUUUAGUCAAAAUCUUGGCAGAGGCAGCCCGACGUUAAGAGUUAUAGUGCCCAGAGUCCCAUUAGUCGUGGGAGACGAGGAGAUAGAGCAUGUUAUAAAUAUUGUGUAAUAAAUUAUGCAUCCUCACGAUACAAGAGAAUAAACAGGAGUGCUGCUGAA
Messenger RNA from Folsomia candida, 1005 nucleotides. RefSeq lists its product as uncharacterized. NCBI's taxonomy places the organism in Eukaryota, Metazoa, Arthropoda, Collembola, Entomobryomorpha, Isotomidae. The transcript has 3 exons. The record is from RefSeq and is a predicted model, not a curated record. Gene Ontology annotation, biological process: response to heat; protein refolding. Gene Ontology annotation, molecular function: protein folding chaperone. Bases 146 to 955 code for a protein of 269 amino acids.